AUGAUGGAAGAAAUUGGUGCCCAAGAGAGUCAAUCAUCAAGAUCAAGAUCAAGAUCGUUGAGAUCAAAGAAUAAGGAAGAAGAGGAAGAAAAUAGCGAAAAAUUUGAUUUUGAUUCCGAUGAGUUUGAAAUUAACCCAACAAGAAGACUAAAACUCAUUACAAGAGGAGGCCCCCCUGUCUUUUCAAAGAGGGAUAACAGUAACAAGAAUAGCACUGAUGCUGGUUCAGAUAAAGUUGCCAAGAAGAACAAGAUGGAUGCAAGCGACACGAAAAGAUUAAUUACUAGUAUGAUUUUGCAGAUCGAUGAAUGUAAACUACAAUCCCCAAAAAAGAAUCCUGAAAUAUAUUCUGAUCCAUUACCUGACUCUUUGUAUGAGUUGUUUCACAAGAGAAUGCUAAGACAUGAGAAUAGAAUGAUUGAACAAGAUGUCAUUCAAGGUGAAAACGAAGCCGAGAGAUUGACUUUGAUAGCAGAGAAACUCGAUAUGGUUACGUGGCCAAUGACUUUACAAAAAGUAACAAAGAUAAAUGAUCCCACAGAUGAUGACGAGAUGACUAGAAAGAGAGCACAGACAAUAGAUUCGAUUAAGUUUAUGCUUGAAAAGUUUAAUUUAAUGAAAAGAAAAAGUAUUGGAUUAACUGGAAUUCAAAAGGCAACGAAGGGUAAGAAUGCUAAAAUUAAUCCAUUGCGGAGUUGGUAUAAAAUCUAUAAACGUGUUGAUAGAAGCUUAAUAUAUCCUGAAUACCAUAGUUCAUCUGAUGAAGAUGAAGAAGAGAUGGAAAUUGAUAAUAUUAGGAAUCAUAGAAGAAAAUUACGGGAAGCUCAGUGUGGUGGUUCCAUUAUAAUCACCUUAAAAAAUAGCAGCAAUUAUGCAAUUGUAGCUGAACCGCUUAGAGGACCAUAUGUAGUCAAAGCGUCAGGAAAAGAAAAACGCUCAUGGAAGAAAUUGUUAAAAGGUGGUAAAAAAUUUAAGUAUCAUCCUCCUUUAUCCAAUCAGGUUGCUACCCCAAUAAGAAGAAGGAAAGUCACAUUUACCUUAAAUAAGGAAGUUUCUGAUGGGAUUACAAGCUCACGAACAGCUUCAAUAAUAAAGCCGCUUCAACUGGAGACAAACGAUGUGUCACCAAAUGAUGCUACUUUGCAUGCUAGGAAUACACAACUAGUUCAUGACCUGAAAACAACCACGGUAAUAGGGCAAAUAUCUCGUAUGUCUAGCAAUUCAACUCAAAAGAAAUCUAUAAAGUCCACUUCACAUUCUAAAGAAUACACCAAAUUGGUGCACGAUAAGGACAUAUCCUUGGAGAACGAUGAACUUAGAAAAUCAUGGGGUUAUCUACCUCAGGAUAAAACGCCAAUACUCAAAUCAACGGCGCCUCAGGGCCUUUUUUCUUUGAUAAAGAAAGGGAAACAUUUGAUAACACCGCCAAAUUUGUUUAAGAAAAAUCUUGCUCCUAAGCGAUUAAAGCAGAGGACACUACCACAAUUUAAAAGGAAGAUCAAAUCGACUGAAUCAUCGAUCAAGAAACCUCUUGAGGAUGCAAACCAAAUUCGAGAAGAACUUGCUAAGCAUUUAGAAAUGGGAACGCAGAAUUAG
This is a messenger RNA of Naumovozyma castellii, 1596 nucleotides long. RefSeq names its product Sas4p (gene SAS4). Bases 1 to 1596 code for a protein of 531 amino acids. The transcript has a single exon. NCBI's taxonomy places the organism in Eukaryota, Fungi, Ascomycota, Saccharomycetes, Saccharomycetales, Saccharomycetaceae. The record is from RefSeq and is a predicted model, not a curated record.